Oncorhynchus mykiss (rainbow trout) is the source of this 1077-nucleotide messenger RNA. Its product is annotated as chymotrypsin B. Gene Ontology annotation, molecular function: serine-type endopeptidase activity. The record is from RefSeq and is a predicted model, not a curated record. Lineage: Eukaryota; Metazoa; Chordata; Actinopteri; Salmoniformes; Salmonidae. Gene Ontology annotation, biological process: proteolysis.
CUCCCAUUGGUUAUAGACAGGUGGGGUUUGGGAAUAAAUAGGGUCCCCGGUCCACUAGACUGUCACAUUCUCACAAUGGCUUUCCUCUGGUUCGUGUCCUGUCUCGCUUUCAUCAGCGCCGCCUACGGCUGCGGCAUCCCCGCCAUCAAGCCCGAGGUGUCUGGCUAUGCCCGCAUCGUUAAUGGUGAGGAGGCUGUGCCCCACUCCUGGCCCUGGCAGGUAUCUCUGCAGCAGACCAGCGGCUUCCACUUCUGUGGGGGAUCCCUGAUCAACGAGAACUGGGUGGUCACCGCCGCUCACUGCAACGUCGCUACCUACCACCGCGUGAUCGUUGGAGAGCACAAGAGGGGCAGCGGCAACAAUGCUGAGGACAUCCAGAUCCUGAAGCCCGCUAAGGUGUUCACCCACCCCAAGUGGAACCCCAGUACCAUCAACAACGAUAUCUCCCUGAUCAAGCUGUCCACCCCUGCUGUCCUGAACACCAAUGUGUCCCCGGUGUGCCUGGCUGAGACCGCCGACGUCUUUGCACCUGGCAUGACCUGUGUGACCUCCGGCUGGGGUCUGCUGCGCUACAAUGCUAUCAACACCCCUAACGAGCUGCAGCAGGCUGCUCUGCCCCUGCUGUCCAACGAGCAGUGCAAGCAGCACUGGGGGAGCAGCAUCUCCGACGUCAUGAUCUGUGCCGGUGGUGCUGGUGCUACCUCCUGCAUGGGUGACUCCGGUGGCCCCCUGGUCUGUGAGAAGGACAACGUCUGGACCCUGGUCGGUAUUGUGUCCUGGGGCAGCAGCCGUUGCUCCACCACUACUCCCGCUGUGUACGCCCGCGUCACCGAGCUCCGUUCCUGGGUGGACCAGACCCUGGCCGCCAACUAAGAGCCAUGCUGCAGCGUCCCUGUCCAUCCUGUAUAUUGCUAUGUCAUUUUAUGCAUUGUUAUGUCAUACUAUGUUUUGCUAUGUCAUUCUAUAUAUUACUAUGUAAUGUACAACAACUAAACAUUAGCUACCAAGACUGAGAGUGCCACCCAUUGGUCUGAACUGAACAUGACAUUCAAUAAACAUACUUGAACAUAAAAAAUA